AUGAACCGCGAAUCCUUCCUCCCCCCAUCAACACAAGGCUCCAGCAGCGCCGCCGCCGCCGGCCGCGCGUACCAGCCCACGCAGGCAAUCACCUACCUCUGCGCCAACUGCGCUGCGCCAAACACACUCACCCGCAGCGAUCCCGUGCGGUGCCGCGAGUGCGGCCAUCGUGUGCUGUAUAAGCAGCGUACUCGGCGGAUGGUGCAGUUUGAGGCGCGGUGA
Molecule: messenger RNA, 222 nt
Organism: Myxozyma melibiosi
Lineage: Eukaryota; Fungi; Ascomycota; Lipomycetes; Lipomycetales; Lipomycetaceae
Product: DNA directed RNA polymerase
Exons: 1
Coding region: 1-222 (73 amino acids)
Biological process (GO): DNA-templated transcription
Cellular component (GO): RNA polymerase III complex; RNA polymerase I complex; RNA polymerase II, core complex
Molecular function (GO): DNA binding; zinc ion binding
Source: RefSeq, a predicted model, not a curated record